AGUCUUGCUAGAUGUUAUACGCUCCGGUACAGUAGGUGGCAGUAUGGAGCCCAGCUUUAUGGAGUGAGGGGCUAAUGAAAAAAGGGAGGAAGACUUCACAAUAAUAUUUACAUGUACCAACUGUGAGGCAUCUUUACCUAAUGCUAUUGUUGAAGAGCUGAGAGGUGUUUUUCCAUCAUGGAGGCUGUCGGGGACUUCCUCAAUGUAUUUCACAUUCAGGCCAGUGGAUUGUCUAUGACGCUCAGCCUCUUCCUCAUCUUUCUUGGUCUUCUCUACUGGUAUUCAAUUUGCCCGUUUUCAGUCCUUUCGCGAUGUGGCAUCAAACAUCCAAAGCCAGUACCUUUCUUUGGCAACAUAUUCAUGUUUCGCCAGGGUUUUAUGAACCCGCUCGCCGAUCUCAUAAGGACACAUGGCAGAGUUUGUGGGUACUAUUUGGGGCGCAGACCGGUGGUGGUGGUAGCGGACCCUGACAUACUCAGACAGGUGAUGGUCAGAGACUUCAGCAGUUUCCCAAACAGAAUGACAAUUCGCUUUGCCUCCAAGCCCAUGACUGACUGUCUGCUCAUGUUGAGGAAUGAACGCUGGAAGAGAGUGCGGAGCAUCCUGACCCCAUCCUUCAGUGCUGCCAAGAUGAAAGAGAUGGUUCCACUCAUCAACACGGCCACCGGUGCCCUGAUGAACAACUUGGAUGUGUAUGCUGAGUCAGGAGAGGCCUUUGACAUCCACAGAUGUUUUGGCUGCUUCACCAUGGAUGUUAUUGCCAGUGUGGCAUUUGGAACUCAGGUGGACUCUCAGAACAACCCAGAUGACCCUUUUGUCCGCCACGCCCAGAUGUUCUUCUCCUUUUCUUUCUUCAGACCCAUCAUGCUGUUUUUCAUUGCUUUUCCCUUCAUCAUGGCUCCUUUGGCGGGACUCAUCCCCAACAAAAGACGAGACCAGAUGAAUCAGUUCUUUAUCAACAGCAUUCAGAGGAUCAUUAAGCAGAGAGAUGAGCAGCCUCCUGAACAGAGGCGUCGAGACUUCCUUCAGCUGAUGUUGGACGCUCGAAUCAGCAAAGAGUCUGUGUCUUUAGAACACUUUGAUACAGCAAACCGCACUGAUGAGCUCGAUCACAGGAACCAGCAAACACAGCCAUCAACCUCAGAUCAGGACAAUAACCCUCUUCACCCACAGGAGCCACAGACUAGGCGUCCUCAGAAAAAGAUGAUGACUGAGGAUGAGAUCGUGGGUCAGGCUUUUGUCUUCCUCCUGGCAGGCUACGAAACGAGCAGCAACACAUUGGCCUUCACCUGCUACCUCCUGGCCAUCCACCCUGAAUGUCAACACAAAGUACAGGAAGAGGUGGAUGAGUUCUAUACUAGAUAUGAUUCACCAGAUUACACAAAUGUUCAGGAGCUGAAGUAUUUGGACAUGGUUAUAUGUGAAGCACUGCGCCUCUACCCUCCUGGAUUCAGGUUUGCACGAGAUAUCGACCAUGACUGUGUGGUGAACGGCCAGGUCCUCCCUAAAGGAGCGACACUGGAGAUCCCAGCAGGCUUCCUUCAUUACGACCCAGAACACUGGCCAGAGCCUGAGAGGUUCAUCCCUGAGAGAUUCACACCAGAGGCCAAGGCCAGUCGACAUCCAUUUGUAUACCUGCCAUUUGGUGCCGGUCCCCGUAACUGUGUGGGAAUGAGACUUGCUCAGCUGGAGAUCAAAAUGGCUUUGGUCCGUCUGUUUCACAAGUACAGCAUUGUGGCCUGCUCUGAGACAAAGGUUCCUCUUGAGUUGAAAUCAUCAAGCACUUUAGGACCUAAAAAUGGCAUAUUUGUGAAAAUCACAAGAAGAAGCAUGUGAAGAGCUCAGUUGAAUUCUCCACCAGAUGAUUUGAAACACACCAUUCAUGUUCUUGGAUUCUGUGAAAAAUACAAACCGUCCUGUAGGUCCAUGUUUUGUGACUGUGACACACAGUGCGUGAACCAUUUUCUGGAUCUGUAAUUCCAUUUAAAGCUAAAUAUUUCCACAGAUUUCCUUAGUUACAGUGCACUGCAUACCUCAAUCAUUGUUCUCAUCUUGUGCCUUUUUCUUCUUGAGGGGUGAGCUGGUACGUGGCCUAUUGCUAUGCUGUAAUGAUAAAUGACACAGGUGCAAAAGUGUCAGGUGCUGUGGAGCACACAGUUGAGGUCCCUCAGAACUCCCUUCUGAUGGCUUCAUCAGUUGUUAUGGUGAUGAAAAAAUAAGGAUGACAGAGGGAGCUGGAGGUGAGAAGAAAGACAAGAGCAAACAAAAGAACAGAAUUUUGCUCUACUUUAAAGAGAGCAACUCUCAGCCGAUUACCUCAGUGUAUAGCAAUACUGAAUAUUUUGCAGUGAUUUUGAACAGGCCAUAACAGUACUGUUAUAAAAGGUGUUUAUCUGCUCAAUUAAAAGCUGCUACUUUAGAGUUACACAAUUUCUUGGUGCAUAUUAGAUUUUACAUUUUAUCACUUUUCUCUGGAUGAUGUCAUUCAUUAUUCUUGAAAACACUUUACUGAAACUUAACUGUUUCUCAUGUUGGAAGCUAAAUCUUUUCUAGACUGAAUUUUAACCAAUGCUUGGAAAAGAUUUUGAGUUAAUGAAUUAAUGAAUUUUAGUCUUGCAUGUAUCCACUGAGAGAAUUACUGAUGAUGAAUUCAAAUGUUUCUGUGAAACACUGAAACGUGUAUAUUCCAGCGAAAAGGAUCAAAGGUGAUUAAAGGCAGAGGUCUGAAUGUCCCUGCUUGAAUGGUGUACAUUUAAAAUAGAUAGAUACUUUAUUUAUCCCCUAGGGGAAAUUCAUGAAGGGUCAAAUGCUAAUUGUGUGUAACUAAAUAUUCUAACAUAAUGAUGCACUGUGAAAAUAAAGGGGUUGAAUAAUUACAUA
Seriola dumerili (greater amberjack) is the source of this 2880-nucleotide messenger RNA. It is a transcript of the gene tbxas1, whose product is annotated as thromboxane A synthase 1. The coding region runs from base 178 to 1836 and encodes 552 amino acids. Lineage: Eukaryota; Metazoa; Chordata; Actinopteri; Carangiformes; Carangidae. The record is from RefSeq and is a predicted model, not a curated record. Gene Ontology annotation, molecular function: steroid hydroxylase activity; iron ion binding; heme binding. The transcript has 14 exons.